Messenger RNA from Bufo bufo (common toad), 2630 nucleotides. RefSeq names its product oocyte zinc finger protein XlCOF7.1-like. NCBI's taxonomy places the organism in Eukaryota, Metazoa, Chordata, Amphibia, Anura, Bufonidae. The transcript has 8 exons. The coding region runs from base 481 to 1860 and encodes 459 amino acids. The record is from RefSeq and is a predicted model, not a curated record. Gene Ontology annotation, biological process: regulation of transcription by RNA polymerase II. Gene Ontology annotation, molecular function: DNA-binding transcription factor activity, RNA polymerase II-specific; RNA polymerase II cis-regulatory region sequence-specific DNA binding.
AAAUAUCAUGAUACAUGGUCCAGUACUACGACGAUGACACCAGGUAGACAUGUCCAUUUUUAUUACACGCUUUUGCAAAAUGAUGGGAAUUUAUUGAAUCGUUUUUUUAAAGGAUUUUCUGAGAUAUUUUUACUGAUCACCUAUCCUCAGAGUAGGUUGUCAGUAUCUGAUCGGUGGGGUUCGACACACGAGACUCCCGCACAUGCACAGCUGCUUAUAUCGCUUCUUAUUCUCUGUUCUGGAGAUGGGAGCGUGUCCCCGAGGGCUGCCUUCUCGGAGGACAUCCAAAACGAUGAGGGGAGACACUGCUGCUGCCUGAAACCCUCAGUAUCCUAAGUGGCAGGAAAUAAUGGGAUCAGGUGUAGGGGAAGGGCUUUUGAUUGCUGACAUCCAUGUUUGCUGUCCCUGGGAGGUUCCUACAAUAUAGAAUCAUCUCAGUUAAUAUCUUCCACUAAACAGAAUUUUCCUGAUUGACCCAUCAUGGAUAGGGACAGAGACAAGAUGGCAGAGAGGAUAUUAAAUCUCACCCUAGAGAUUCUCUUCCAACUUACUGGAGAGGAUUACACAGUGGUGAAGAAGAUCUCUAGUGAGCGCUGUCAGGCCCCUGUGUCUGAAGGAUGGGGAAGAACCUUGAGCCCAAUCACGGGGCCUCCACCUCACUCCCUGAUAAAUAAGGAAAUCAAUGAACAGAAGAUCCUAGAACUCACCCACAAGAUGAUGGAGCUGCUGACUGGAGAGGUUCCUAUAAGGUGUCAGGAUGUCACUGUCUAUUUCUCCAUGGAGGAGUGGGAGUAUGUAGAAGGACACAAGGAUCUGUACGAGGAUGUCAUGAUGGAGGACCACCAGACCCUCACAUCACCAGGAAGAUCCAGUAAGAGAAGAACACCAGAGAGAUGUCCCAGUCCUCUUCUUCCACAGGAUCAUCAGCUUUUGAAUCUGGAUAAAGAUCUGAGCAAUAAUAAUUCUACAGAGACAUAUGUGAGGGGUGAUGACCCGUGUAAGGAAGAAAUUACUACAGAGACAUAUGUGAGGGGCGAUGACCAGUGUAAGGAAGAAAUUACUACAGAGACAUAUGUGAGGGGCGAUGACCAGUGUAAGGAAGAAAUUACUACAGAGACAUAUGUGAGGGGCGAUGACCAGUGUAAGGAAGAAAUUACUACAGAUAACCACCCAGCAGGGGACUGUACCAGGAGCUCAGAGGAACAUCUGCUAUCUUCAUCUUUUAAAGCAAUUGGUCAUGCUCUCGUACAAGACACAAAUGAAGAGCAUGCCAUUAUCUCGGAUAUACCCUCAGCUCUGCAUAGUCAAGUUUGCUUGUUUGAUCCAUUUAAACAUCUUCUAUCUCCUGAUUCAUCACAGACUGUAAAGCAGAAUAAAAGUCACAGAAGGGAUGUUAAACAUCAAAGAACAUACACAGGGAAGAAGACAAUUUCAUGUUCAGAAUGUGGGAAAUGUUUUGCUUGGAAAUCACAACUUGUUGACCAUCAACGAAUUCACACAGGGGAGACACCAUUUUCAUGCCAAGAAUGUGGGAAAAGUUUUACUUGGAAAUCACAACUUGUUAAACAUCAGAGAAUUCACACGGGGGAGACGCCAUUUUCAUGUCCAGAAUGUGGGAAAUGUUUUACACACAAAACAGCACUUGUUGCACAUAAGAGAAUUCACACAGGAGAGAAGCCAUUUUCAUGUCCGGAAUGUGGGAAAUGUUUUGCACAGAAAACGACACUUGUUGCACAUCGAAGAAUUCACACGGGAGAUAAGCCAUUUUCAUGUCCAGAAUGUGGGAAAUGUUUUACUUGGAAACCACAACUUGUUAAACAUCAACAAACUCACACAGGGGAAAAGCCAUUUUCAUGUUAAGAAUUUUGGAAAUGUUUCUUUAGAAAAGCAAUAAUUUUUUAUUUUUUUUAUUUCUCAUAAAUGUAACACAUUUUCAUCUAAGCGUGUCAUGCACACCAUACAUGCAAGGGUGAAAAUAAACUCCAUACAUUAACAUACCAGACAGGCAGCUACAUCUGAGAUCAUAGAAGUCCAUGAAUUGAGAUACCGUAUUGAUUAUAUGGUAUGGUUAGCUUUUUACCCCUUUAGCGCCUCCCGCUCCCUCUGUCACCUGUGAUUUGUUUCAAGGGUCCCAAUAUUCCUUUCAAGACCUCUGUGUGGUACCAGAUUGAGUUUGUACAUGGAUACAUUAAUGUAUUUAUUUCCUCCUGAGACAAUGCUGUUCUAAUAAACUUCCUCCAGCAUUGGAAGAAGCUUUUAGUCUUAGUUUUUUGCCCUUAGCCUCUAGUUUCUCUACAUACAUGAAGUUUUUCAGCUGCGCUUGUACCUCUAUUGUAGAUAGCAUGCUAGAGGAAAGGCUCGUUUUGCUACAAGUAGUGAUGUGUAUUAGGGCUGGUAAGUUUGCCCUGUCUCUGCCACCAUGUCACAGUCCCUCAGGUGACUGAUGUCAGGAGAUCAAGGAGACUGGCUAAGCGUGGAGGAAUCUAACAGCCUCCUUGAUUUCUCUUGAUUCAGUGUGGCUAGGGUUAAUGGCCACUUCCCUUGUCUCAGCUGUUGCUCAGUGGUCAUUACUUCUACCCUUUAUAGUCUGACCCCACCCUUCUGACUAUGAGGUAGAUUGCUUUAUUUGG